Molecule: messenger RNA, 956 nt
Organism: Eucalyptus grandis
Lineage: Eukaryota; Viridiplantae; Streptophyta; Magnoliopsida; Myrtales; Myrtaceae
Product: chalcone--flavonone isomerase
Exons: 4
Coding region: 1-717 (238 amino acids)
Biological process (GO): flavonoid biosynthetic process
Molecular function (GO): chalcone isomerase activity
Source: RefSeq, a predicted model, not a curated record
AUGUCUCCAUUGAUGGUACCAACAGUGAGUGAGGUUCAGGUCGAGAGCUUUGUCUUCCCGCCGACGGCGAAACCUCCUGGCUCCGGCAAUACCUUGUUCCUCAGCGGUGCAGGAGUGAGGGGCUUGGAAGUUGAUGGGAAGUAUGUGAAAUACACGGCCAUCGGAGUUUACUUGGAAGCAACAGCUGUGCCAAUUCUGGCCACUAAGUGGAAGGGCAAGACUGCUGAUGAACUGAGGGACUCGAUUGAAUUCUUCAGAGAUGUUAUCACUGGGCCAUUCGAGAAGCUCACGCAGGUGUCGUUUAUCACGCUACUGACGGGUCCGCAAUACACGAAUAAAGUAACCGAGAACUGCAUUGCUUUCUGGAAUUGCAAUGGAGGUUACAAGCAAGAAGAAGCGGAAGCCAUUGAUGAGCUCAUCGAGGUCUUCAAGGACCAAACCUUCCCUCCUGGCUCCUCCAUCUUCUUCACUCAUUUAACUAAUGGAUCCUACGUGAUAAGUUUCUCCGACCAUAAUCGUAUCCCAGAAAUCGGAAAUGCGGUGAUAGACAACAAUGAACUUGCGGGGACCGUUCUGGAGACGAUCGUAGGGAAGAACGGCGUCUCUCCUGCAGCAAGGCAUAGUUUGGGUUGCAGGCUUGCCCAGUUGAUGAAGGAGAGCAUUCAGCGCAAUGACAAAGAUGGAACAAAUGGCAAAUCAGAGCAUUUUUCAAGUUAGGGGGAGUGAAAGGUAAGAGUGGUUGAUGGUCCAAUAACUAAAUAAUUUAAGAGCAGUUGCUCUUCGUGUUGUUAAUGAGGUUUGAUCGACCCCAGCGUUUGUGUGUUGUUAUUAUGUGACACUGUUUUCCAAUAAAUGGUCAACGAGCCGGCGGCUGUUACCCCACCAUUUCUGGUGAUUUUAAAAAAAAAAGAUGAAUACUGUUCUAGCUAAAGAAAUGAAAAGAUGAGUACUCUCGA